Molecule: messenger RNA, 759 nt
Organism: Stylophora pistillata
Lineage: Eukaryota; Metazoa; Cnidaria; Anthozoa; Scleractinia; Pocilloporidae
Product: THO complex subunit 7 homolog
Biological process (GO): mRNA export from nucleus; mRNA processing
Cellular component (GO): THO complex part of transcription export complex
Source: RefSeq, a predicted model, not a curated record
CGGAGUUAAUAUUCUGUUAGUUUCAAGAUGGCAACCGAUGAUGAGAUCAUCCGAAAGAGGCUGUUGAUUGAUGGAGAAGGUGCAGGUGACGAUCGCAGAAUUACCGCGCUUUUGAAGACAUUUCUGAAAUGGUGUAAUUCCACUGGCGAGGAGGAAGACAAUGAUGCCACAUAUCAGAAAAUGCUUAUUCAACUGGCUCAGUGCGAAUUUGCCAUUGGGAAAACACAGACUGUCUUUGAAAUGAAUGAGCUGGAAACUGAGAACUAUGAGAAGAUUUAUAGUGAAAUAGAAUAUGAUGCCCUUGCCAAGGUCAUUAGCCAACAUCCAGAGAGGCAAGAAACACUACAACAAAUUGAAGAACUUGAUAAAGAACUCAGUUCUCUCACAACUACCAAAGAGAGUCUUUUUUCCAAGCUUGAACUGAGACAGAAACAGUUCCAUCUUCUUAUCAACACGAUUCACGAGUUACAACAGAUGCUAGAAGAAGACAAAACAGAUACAGAUGAACCAUCCUCUACUACUGAACCUUCUGCCAUGGACACUAGCUAAUUUCUUUUGAUUUAUGUCAAGCCUGUGUAGCUGCCAGUUUCGUUUGCACCAAAGGGAUAAACCACUUCUACACUUAUUGCAAAGUGUACUUGAAACUAUGAACCACUUCCAAAACUGCCAGCUACUCAGGCUAACUUAUGCCAAAUGCUUUGUGUACAUAGUGCUUAUUAAACUUUUAAAAAAGGGAAACUAUAAGUUGCUGGGACAAUU